UGGGCUGGGCUGGGCAGGUCAGAGUCAGCCAACCUUCCUUGCCCCUCCCCUCCCCCACCAGAUCUGCCACUCAGGCCACGCUCCAAUCGUCUAGCCCCCGCCCCGCCCAACUCCUCUCACUCUUCCUCAGCUAGCUCAGACUAGACGAGUCCUCUCCCUUCCUGACCCUUUGCACCUAUGCUCUCAUCUAGACGUCGGCGGACUCUGAGUUCGUUUGCACAGCCUGAGGGAAACCCCAGGUUUUUUUAAAGAGGGUCGUUCUUAGUGAAUUGGGGAUGGCCCCCCAGACAGAGAUGUGUCAAAGGGCAUAACAGCAAUGCAUAAAUGUGCCUAAGCAGGCUUGAGCGUUCCAGGUCGUCGCCCCAAAUACCUAGAUAACUCCCCUUUGAGAGUCUGAAAGAUUUGGGAAACCAGCUUAUGAAAUGUAACUUUGCCUAAGGCCAACUUCAUUAUGGAUGACUACACAGUACUGAAGGUGAUUGGGGAGGGCUCCUUCGGCAGGGCUCUCUUAGUUCAACAAGAAAGCAGUAACCAAAAGUACGCGAUGAAGGAAAUAAGGCUUCCCAAGUCACUCUCUGAUGUAAAGAACUCUAGGAAGGAAGCCAUUCUAUUGGCUAAAAUGAGACAUCCCAAUAUCGUUGCCUUUAAGGAGUCAUUUGAAGCUGAUGGACACUUGUAUAUCGUGAUGGAAUAUUGUGAUGAAGGAGAUCUCAUGCAAAGGAUUAAAAAUCAAAAAGGAAAAUUAUUCCCUGAGGAUAUGAUACUUCACUGGUUUACACAGAUGUGCCUGGGAGUGAAUCACAUUCACAAAAAAAGGGUGCUACACAGAGAUAUAAAGUCCAAGAAUGUCUUCCUCACCCAAAAUGGAAACAUAAAAUUGGGAGAUUUUGGAUCUGCCCGACUUCUCUCCAAGCCUAUGGCAUAUGCCUGUACAUAUGUGGGAACACCUUAUUAUGUGCCUCCAGAAAUUUGGGAGAAUAUGCCCUAUAACAAUAAAAGUGACAUAUGGUCCUUGGGAUGCAUUUUGUAUGAACUUUGUACCCUCAAACAUCCAUUUCAGGCCAAUAGCUGGAAGAAUCUUAUCCUCAAGAUAUGCAAAGGAUCCUACAACCCGCUUCCAUCUCAUUACUCUUAUGAACUUCGCUAUCUAAUAAAGCAGAUGUUUAAGAGAGAUCCCACAUCUCGCCCUUCUGCUACUACAAUUCUCUCUAGAGGCUCUUUAGCAAAACUUCUCCAGAAGUGCUUGUCACCAGAGAUAGUUAAAGAGUAUGGUGAACAGAUCAUAGAGGAAACCAGGAAAUCUAAGAAUGCUACACCAGGAAAAAUGGGCCCUUCCAGGACAAAUCUAAUUUCAGGAAAUGAGGCAAUUACUAUGCAAGAAGAAAAAGGUAAAAAGUAUAGCCAUGCUCACUUAGAGAACGUUAAUAAAAAUUUGGCAGAAAAUGCACUGAAGCGAAUAAGCAAUGAGGAAAAAGAAAAGAAAUCAGUCCAUCUGAGGAAAGGUAACUCACCAAGCCCUCAGAGGCGACAGUGGGAGAAGAACAUAUCCAGUACAGCUGUCAAUGCCUUGGAAAAUGCAUCUAUACUUUCUUCCAGUUUACCUUCAGAGGAUGAUAGAGGUGGUUCUGUGAUAAAGUACAGUGAAAAUAAUACCAGGAAGCAGUGGCUUAAAGAAUCUCCUGAAACUUUGUUGAAUAUCCUUAAAAAUGCUGACCUUAGCUUGGCAUUUCAGACAUAUACAAUAUAUAAAUCAGGCUCAGAUAAUUUCCUGAAAGGACCUCUUUCUGAUGAAGCAGAAACAUCAGAUUGUACAGAUGGAGAUCAUGAUAUCAUUUUGGACCCUGAGAGACUUGAGCCUCGAUUAGAUGAAGAGGACACGGACUUCGAAGAAGAAGAAGAUGACCCAGAUUGGGUGUCUGAACUGAAGAGGAGAGCUGAAUUAAAGUGUGGUGCUCAUGAAUAAUUCCAAAGAAAUAUUUCUUAAACACAUUCAGAAGAAUUGUUAAAUUAAGUAAUCAACACCCUGUAAGUUUACUUUGGCAACAGACUAGAUAAAAGCUGUGAAUAUUAAAGAUGAGGGGUUUGAUGAAAAUCACCAGAAAAUACACCUAGAACCCUAGUGGGUUGUUGAAGUAGAUAUUAGUUCUAUAUUAAUCUUCUAAUUGGAGCAACAUCAUGUAAAUUGUUUUCUUUAUAGGUCAGAAAGGGAAGUGGUGCUAUCCUGGGGAAAACAUCUUAAGAUUUCUUUUCUGAAUAUUCAAUGUACUUUUAAUCUUAAAAUACUUGGAUUGGUAGGAGAGAGCUCUAUAUCUUGAUGACUGUUGCUGCUUGUUAACAAGAUUUUGAGAUAUUGUGUACUUAUAAUCCAUAACAAUUUUAUGAGAGUGUAAUUGAUUGUAUUUUUAGUGGUGUGUUUUUUCUCAAGUAGUAGGUUCUUUUUCCAUUAGUUAGCAAAGGAACCACUGGGGAUGGAACAUAAAUAGGAGGAUGAGAGUGGACAGAGGAUGAUGAAAAUGAGCUGAGUUUCUAUACUAGAUCAGAGGUCAAGCAUGGUGGGUAAAAGAAUAGAACAUCAGUAUCACCAGUGAAAUAGAACAAGGAAGCACAAAUCCUUGAGAAGAAAAUCAAGUUCUGUUAUUAUAAUUUCUUUAGAGACAAUAUAUUUUGUAGCUGGACAGUUUUGGGGUUGCAGUAUUCUUCAGGAGAAUGUAAACUACUUGAAGGCAGAGACCAACUUUGUAUUUAUUAUCUGUAAUGCCUGGCACAUAGUGGAUAUGAGAUAAAUGUUUGCAUUGAAUUGCUCCGGUGGCCUUUCCCCCCUGGUAUCUUCUGAGAAUUGGAUGAUGAAAAAAUAAUUGAUAAUCAUUGAGGAAGAAAUAAGUGAAAAUAAUGAUCACAGUUUUGCUUAAUAAAAUAUAAUUUUUAUAACUUCAUAAAAUGCUUAAGAUCUCAUUAGAAUGAUAGAAUUUUAGAUCUUGUCAAUGACCAAGGAGACCUAAUCUAGUUCAUAUUAUUUUAUAAGUCAAGAAACUGGCUGAGUGGUUGUGACCAAGUCAAGAUUGCUUGGUGGUAGAAACAGGACUAUACUAUCCUCAAGUCAAAUCAGUCAAUCAACAAGUUUUAUUAGGAGUGCUCACUAUAUGCCAGGCAUUGUGCUAAGUGUUGGGGAUUCAAAGAAAGCCAGAAACCAUUCCUGCCCUCAAGGAGUUCACAUGCUCAUGUGGAAGACAAGAUGUCAAAAAAAUAGUAGCAUACAAGAUUAUUCCAGUCUUCUUUCCAUUAUGCAAUGUUGUUAGUGUUCAAUGAUCUAAUGAUUCAUUCAGAGGACAAAGACCUGCACUAUGUUUUUGAGGGCAGAGGGUGCUGCAAAAUGAUUUGCACUGGGAUUACAAGGCAUUAAUUACGAGGGAUGGAACAGAAAUAGGAGGCUGAGAGUGGGUUGACUUUCUAGAUCAGAUCAGAGUGAAAAGGAGGAAUAGGCCAGAAGAAGGACAUGAUUAGGUAUUCAAGAGCAAAGCAGAUGAGCUUAUAAUUGGGGACAAAGCAAGUCUGAGAUGAGGUCCAGGAACUGGUUAGGUAAAAAUAGUGUUUAAGCUAAAAAACAAGGAAUUAGGGGAAGUAUUGUGGUGAAAGGGAAGUAGAGAAGAGAUAAGUAGAAAUGAGGGAUAUGCAAGGCUAUGGCAGACUAUGAAGCCUAUCUAGCCCUCUAAUUAAAAAAAAAAACUAUUUAAAAGUACACAAAAUUUCAGCAUAACUCCCUCAUUUUAUCUGUAACUAGGACCUAUUUCUCUGUUUUGUAAUCUUAAGGCGUCUAAUGUCAGGAGCCAGACUUGGAAAAAUGAUCAUUGUCAUGAUUUUUUUUGGAAAACACUUUGGCUGCCUUUUCAUACUUUUUUCAUAAUAAAAGUUUCUAUUUCUUGCAUUA
Messenger RNA from Monodelphis domestica (gray short-tailed opossum), 3925 nucleotides. RefSeq names its product NIMA related kinase 3 (gene NEK3). The record is from RefSeq and is a predicted model, not a curated record. Gene Ontology annotation, molecular function: protein kinase activity; ATP binding. Gene Ontology annotation, biological process: protein phosphorylation. Lineage: Eukaryota; Metazoa; Chordata; Mammalia; Didelphimorphia; Didelphidae.